GGAGUGGGGAGGAGGCGCGGGAGGGAAGAGGGAACGGACUGGGGAAACGUCGGUCUGGGUGCACGCGUGUGUGUACAGAGGAGGGUGACGGCUACUCAGGGUGGCAGGGUGGGCUGUCCGUGCUGUUGGAGGCGCACGCUGCAGAGGCUGCUGCUGUUUCGCCCGCGCGUCUGUCUACCCCGUGCAGGUCGGCCUGCGUGGACCUCCCAGCAGCGACCAUGAGACUCCACGUGGCGAGUUUCGUGGCCUGGGCCUGUCUCCUCUCCCUCCACCUCACACCGCCCACCACUGCUCAAGCGGUGCCGGCCCCGACCAACAUGCAAGUGAGCGUGUUGUCCGAGAGCAGUGUCAAGGUGUCGUGGAAACCAGCGCGUGGGCGGUUCAAGGGGUACCGCCUCAUUGUGCUGCCCAGCUCCGGCGAGGGUUCCCCACAGGAGAUGACGCUGGCACGCGACGCCACGGGGGCGGUGGUGCGCGAACUGGAGGCUGGCGUUGAGUACAUGGUCAGCGUGGCCGCGUAUGGGCCUCACGGGGAGAGCACGCCGCUCGUCAAGCAGAUCGUCAUUGAAACAACAUCAGCCUCUCUGGCAGAGGCGCCGAAAAUUCAGAAGGAAAAAGAAGAGAGCAGCCCCACGCACAUCAGAGGCUGCCCGCCGGACGUUCCCGUGGAGCUGGUGUUUGUAGUGGACGGCUCGCAGGGUGUGAGCCGCGCCAGCUUCCAGCGCGUCAAGGCGUUCGUGUCGGCACUCGUGUCCGCCUUCACCUUGGGGCCGGACCGCGCGCGCGUCGCCCUUGUGCAGUUCUCGGGUGACGCGCGCCUCGAGUUUGCGCUGCACCGCUAUCGCAGCAAGGCGGAGAUCUACAAGGCCCUGCGCGCCGUCACACUCAAGGGUGGCAGCGCCACCAACACGGGCGAGGCGCUGCGCUUCACCCUGGCCUCGGUGCUCACGGCGGCGUCGGCGGAGGGCGGCGGUGCGCGGCGCCGCGUGCCGCAGCUCGCCGUGCUCAUCACCGACGGCCCGGCCGACGACGGCGCCGACGUCGCCGAGCACGCACAGGAGCUGCGCGACGCCGGCGUUGAGCUCUUCGCCAUCGGAGUGGCCCAAGCGAACAAGAACGAGCUGCGUCUGGUGGCGUCGCCGCCGCUCUCCACGCACGUCUUCUCCGUGCGGGGGUUCGAGCAGCUCGAGUCGUCCCAGGGCGUCGUCAUCGGCCAGAUGUGUGCCGGCGUGGAGGCGCAGCAAGCACGCAUCGAGGAAGAGACCAGCCAAAUCCUACCUCCCCAGAACCUGCGCACGCUGGAGCGGACGGGCGACUCGAUCCGCCUGGGCUGGGACGCGCCGGGCCCCGAGGUGUCGAGCUACCGUGUGUUCUACCAGCCUGUGGGCGACGACGAGGGCACCGCGCGGCGCGAGGCGACGGCGCCCGGCGGCGCCACGCAUGUGCAGCUGUCGCGCCUGCUUCCUGACACCGAGUACCAGGUCAGCAUCUACGCCGUGUCGGGCCAGCGCUCCAGCGAGCCGCUCGUCGUCACCGAGAGCACCACCGAGGACCACGGACGAGGGGAGCUGACCCCGCCGGGUGACGUGGUGCUGACGGACGCAUCAUCGCGCAGCCUGCGAGUGUCCUGGUCGCCCGCGCGCUCCUCCGUGCGGCACUACCGCAUCGAGUACCGGAGUCUUGUACCCGGAGAUGACGGCGACGAAGACGAGAAGGAUGAUGAGGACCGGGAGCGGCCGAGCCUGCAGGAGGCCGAGGUGGAUGCGGCAGUGACGAUGCUGGCGCUGAGCGACCUGCGGCCUGAGACGCGGUACCGCGUGCACGUCGUCGCCGUGUACGACGGGGGCGAGGCCGUGUCAGGGGCCGUUGAGGAGACCACGCUCGAUGAGCGCGGCUCCCCGAGCGACCUGGAGGUGGAGGAGCGCUUGUCGGACAGCGUGCUCGUGCGCUGGCUCCCCUCGCCGGGCCGCGUGCUCUCCUACCGCGUGCGCUAUGCGCCGCUGGAGGGAGGCGCGGGGGCGGCGGAGGGCACGGGUGGGGAGCGUGCGGUGAGCGGCGAGCUCGCUGGUGCGCGGCUCGAGGGGCUGGCGCCCGGGACGCGCUACCGCGUCACGGUCAUCGCCGAGUACGCGACCGGGCUCAGCGACCCACUCGUCGCCGACGUGGAGACGCUGGGCGAGACGGGUGGCGUGACGGAGCUGCGCGUGCUGGAGGCCACGUGGGGGAGCCUGCGCCUCGCCUGGAGCCCUGCGCCGGGCCCAGUAGCCCGCUAUAACCUGCGGUACUCAGCACAGACGGCGGAGACGGAGACCGCUGGGGGGGAGGAGGCCGGCAGUGGGCUCUGGGACAUGGGCGUGGGGCCUGGGGCGGGCGAGCAGCAGGCCAUCCUGCGGCCCGAUGCCACGGGGGCUUGGAUACGAGGCUUGAGGCCCGAAACGACAUACGCCAUAUCCGUGAUGGCGGAGUACGCAUCGGGAGAGGGCAAGGGGGCCUCCGUGGAGGGCACCACGUUGCCAGAGAUGGGACCGGUGUCACGCCUGGAGGCCUCGGACGUGGCGGAGGACUCUGCCACGGUGUCGUGGGCGCUGGCGCCGGGCCACGUCGAGGCGUACAGCAUCGAGUUCCGCUCAGUCGCCGGGGAUGAGCACGGAGCUCGUGACGCGGCGGCGAGGGCGGCAUCCAGCACGCUCGACGGUCUCACGCCAGGCACGGCAUACCAGGCCAUCGUCACGCCCGUGUACACUGAUGGUGAGCGGGGCCCUCCCGCCUCCGUCAACUUCACGACCGAAGAUUCGGCAGAGGCACGCGCGCUCCGCUUCUCGCACAUCACCCCGGCGAGCGCGCGCGUGCUCUGGAGCGCCGCCCGCGGCGCCGUCACGCAGUACCGUUUAUCGUUCCGUGCCGCCAGCGGGCCCGGCAAGGCGGUGGUGCUCAAGGUGCCCGGCGAUGCCACGGCCGUCCCGCUGCGCCGCCUGCGGCAGAACACCAACUACGACGUGCUGGUGUACCCUGUGUACCGCUCUGGGGAGGGCCAGCCCAUCAAGGGCCGCUUCUCCACCGUGCCCGCGGUAAAGUUCCGACCCCCGCGCGACCUCCGCGUGACGGACGCAUGGGCGAGCAGCCUGCGCGCGUCGUGGCGCCCGGCGCCAGGGCCCGUGGUGGCGUACCGCGUGGCCUAUGCUGCCGAAGGCGAGGACGCGGCCUUGCCUCGUGAGGUGAUCGUCGGGCCGCACGACUCUACGGCCGUUAUCGAUGACCUCCGGCCUGACACGGCGUACGUGCUGAGCGUGCACGCCAUCUUUGCCGAUGGGGAGAGCCUGGGACUCGAGGGGAAGGCCUCGACUGGCGACAUGGAGCCGGAGCCACCGACUAUGGAGCCGGAGCCGUCAGGCGGGCGCUUUGCGUGCUCGGCGCCGCACGCUGACCUCGUGCUGCUGCUGGACGGCUCGUGGAGCAUCGGGCGCCACAACUUCCGCCUCGUGCGCCAGUUCCUCGAGGCGCUCGUGCACGCCUUCGACGUGGGCGCCGGCCGCACGCGCGUCGGCCUGGUGCAGUACAGCGGGGACCCACGCACCGAGUGGAACCUCAACUCGUACCCCACCAAGGGGGCCGUGGUGCAGGCCAUCAGGAGCCUGCCCUACAAAGGGGGCAACACCCUCACCGGCCUGGCGCUCUCCUACAUCCUCCAAAACAGCUUCACGGCGAAGGCGGGAGCACGGCCCGGCAUCCCCAAGAUCGGGAUCCUGGUGACGGACGGCAAGUCCCAGGACGGUGUGAAGGGGCCCGCGCGCAGCCUCAAGGACGCUGGCGUCGAGCUCUUCGCUAUUGGCGUGAAGGAAGCGGACGAGGCAGAGCUGAAGGAGAUCGCGUCAGAGCCGGACGAGAUGCACGUGCAUAACGUGGCUGACUUCGCGGCCAUGAGCUCCAUCGUGGGCGGCCUCACCAAGACCGUGUGCGCGCGCAUCAGCGAGCAGGAGCGGGAGAUCGUCGCUGCGGCGAGCAUUGCCGAUGCCGGCCCCCAGGCCCCGCGUGACCUCGUGACCUCGGAGAUCACGACCACGAGCUUCCGCGUGUCCUGGACGCGCGCACCGGGCCGCGUGCUCAUGUACCGCGUCGUCUUCUACCCCACCAAGGGCGGCCAGCCUGACGAGGUGGUGGUGGACGGCUCGGCCAACUCGGCCGUCUUGCAGAACCUACUGACGGCCUCCGAGUACCAGGUGGCCGUGUUCGCCGUCUACGCCAGCGCGGCAAGCGAGGCCCUCCGUGGUUCUGAGUCCACCCUGGACCUGCCCCCUAUUCGGGACCUGCGGAUCUUUGACGUAACGCACAGCAGCAUGCGCGUCGCGUGGGAGGCAUCCCCAGGUGCUACGGGUUACCUGCUGCUCUACUCAGCCAACGCGGGCGGAGAGGAGGGUGAUGCCAAGGAGGAAAAAGUGGGAGCGGGGUUCACGGAGAUCGAGCUGAGCCGACUGACUCCGAGCACGGAGUACACGGUGACGCUGUACGCCAUGUACGGCGAGGAGGCGAGCGACCCGCUCACUGGCCAGGAGACCACGCUUGCGCGAGGAGCCGCUCCAGCCACGCCAAAGAUCCCCACAGGCGGCCUGGCGGCUCCCAGUAACCUGCACGUGUCCGAGGAGUCAUACGACCGGUUCCGUCUCUCGUGGGAAGUCCCUGAAGACUCCUCCGUGCUGGGAUUCCGCGUCGUGUACCGUCCCUCUGCGGGAGGCGAGGAGAAGCCGCUGUUGGUGGGAGCGGGCGUCAGCUCGGUGCUGCUGCAGGGCCUGCGCGCCGGCACGGAGUACAGUGCCCACGUGCACGCCACCUACAGCGCGGGCGAGAGCGUCGGACUCACGGGGCUCGCACGCACACGGCACCUGGGCAUCAACCACCUCUUCGUGUUCGAUGUGAGAGCAACGGGGUUCUGCGUCGAGUGGCAGCCCCAGCGCGACGCCACUGCCUACCGCGUCGUGCUGCAGGAGGUUCUAGGCGGUCCCCAGCAGGACGUGACGCUGUCCUCCAGCGUGAACACGCACUGCUACUACGAGCUGCUGCCCGGCACCGAGUACCGCGUCAGCGUCCACGCACAGGUGCGGGAGGCGGAGGGCCCAGCCGUCAACGUCACGCAGCGGACACGCUCCGUGGUGACCGAGGCUCCCUACACGACGCCCAUCGGGGCUCCUCCCACCACCGCCCCGCAGCCUCGCGAAGAGUGCCGCUCAGCUCGCGCCGACCUCGUGUUCCUGGUGGACGGCUCGUGGAGCAUCGGGGAUGACAACUUCCACAAGGUGAUGAGGUUCCUUGGCAGCCUAGCGGGCGCGCUGGAGAACAUCGGCCCGCACGGCACGCAGGUGGCCAUGGCCCAGUUCAGCGACGAUGCGCGCACCGAGUUUAACCUCAACGUUCACCGGAGCCGGGAGUCUCUGCUCGACGGGAUCCGGAACGUCCGCUACAAGGGGGGCAACACUAAGACAGGCCGGGCCAUGAAGCAUGCACGCACGGAGAUGUUCGUGUCGGAGUCUGGGAUGCGCCGCGGCGUUCCCAAGCUGCUCGUCGUCAUCACGGAUGGGCGCUCGCAGGACGAGGUGACGCGUGUUGCCAAGGACGUACAGCACGAGGGCUACAGCGUCUUCUCUAUCGGCAUUGCGGACGCCGACGUGGCAGAGCUGACGAACAUCGCGAGCCGGCCCAGCGAGCGGCACCGCUUCUUCGUCGACAGCUUCGACGAUUUCAGGAAAAUCGAGAACGAGCUCAUCGGCUUCAUGUGUGAGGCGGCCUCUGCAACCUGCCCUCCAGUCUACCUCAACGGAUACUCCGUGGCAGGCUUCAAGAUGAUGGAGGCGUUUGGUCUGGUGGACAAGCUGUACUCGUCCCUGAGCGGCGUGUCCAUGGAGCCCGGCUCCUUCAAUGCCUUCCCGGCGUUCCGCCUGCACAAGGACGCCAUGCUCUCUCAGGCCACCAGGGAGCUGCACCCCGAGGGGCUUCCGCAGGAGUACACGGUCUCGUUCAUGCUGCGCAUACUGCCCGACACGUCGACGGAGCCGUUCAGCGUGUGGCAGGUGCUCGACAAGGACAGCUCCUCGCAGGCCGGCGUGCAGCUCGACGUCGGCGGCCGCACCCUCACCUACUUCACGGUGGAUGAGGAGGGGAAGCCCCAGUUCAUCUCGUUCGAUGGCCCCGACGUGCAGAGGAUCUUCUUUGGCUCCUUCCACAAGGUGCACGUGGCGGUGGCCAAGCAAAGUGUGCGCCUCUUCGUUGACUGCACGCUCAUCGCGGAGAAGCAGAGCCGUGUGCCGGGGAAUGUGUCGCUUGACGGCAGUGAAGUGCUGGGCCGGCUUGCGCGCUCCACACCCAGCGCACCCAAGUCCGCCACGUUCCAGCUGCAGAUGUUCGAGAUCGUGUGCGGCACCACCUGGCCCGCCAAGGACAAGUGCUGCGAGCUGCCGGCGCUGAGAGACGAGGCGACAUGCCCCACGUUGCCGCUCGCUUGCUCCUGCGCCCAGGACAGCAAGGGGCCCCCCGGACCUCCAGGGCCCCCCGGAGGGACUGGCCCCAAGGGUCCGAGGGGAGAGAACGGCGGCAUCGGGCCCCAGGGGGCAACGGGUCCACGGGGGGAGCAAGGACCCCCUGGCUCUCAGGGACAGCCUGGACCUCAAGGCCCCAAUGGAAUAUCAAUGGAAGGAGAGCCGGGCCGACCGGGUGAGAAGGGAGACCAGGGCCCGGCCGGACACGCAGGGCCCAUGGGUCCCUCUGGCCCUCCCGGGCAGCAGGGCAGGGAGGGCUUGCAGGGCCCACGGGGCCCUCCGGGGAAAGAAGGUGGACCUGGAUUGCCGGGUCAAGCGGGGCCCAUGGGCACAUCAGGAAACCCUGGACCCCCGGGGCCGAGCGGCAAACCUGGCUUCAACGGCGAGGGUGGACUUCAGGGCCCAGCAGGAACGAAGGGAGAAAAGGGAGAGAGGGGCGAUGCUCAGGGACAGAAUGUGGUGCGGAUGCUCGCGCGGCAGGUCUGCGAGCAGAUGAUCAACAGCCACAUCAGCCGAUUCAACAGCAUCAUAAACCAGAUCCCCAGCAACAACCACCACCAUGUACGGGCCCUGCCGGGGCCCAAAGGGGAGGCGGGACGCCCAGGGCCCCCCGGGCCGCCUGGGGAGCCGGGGCCCCUGGGUCGCCCGGGUUUCCCAGGGUCCCCUGGUAUGCCUGGUCGCGGCGGGGAGAGAGGCCUGACUGGAGAGAAGGGCGAGCGGGGAUCCACGGGCAUUGGAAGUUCAGGACUGCCCGGCCCUCAAGGUUCUCCAGGCUCCCCCGGAGAGGGUCGGCAGGGUUCUCCGGGCCCUGAGGGAAUGCGAGGGCCCCCGGGGCCUCCAGGCUCCUUCGGUUCGCCUGGGUUACGGGGCUCGCCGGGCCCCAAUGGUUACUGCGACGCGUCUAUGUGCGGCGGCUACAACAUCGGAGGUGACCACAACUCAGAGGGAGGAGGAGCCCGCCAGCAGCCCGCGGCGCCGCCGCCGAGACCGGGCGGCUCGCCCGGCGAGGAGGGAGGAGACGAGGGCGGCGAGGAGGACACGGAGGAGGAGGGGCAGUACGGAGACUACGCGGGGCCCUACGGCCACCACGAGGGCGCCUACGGGGACGCAGCGGACGGAGCAGCGGGGUUGGAUGAGGAGGAGCAGGUGCCGUCUCCCGGGAUGACUCGGUGGAUGGCUCGGUUCCGGCGCUCGCCACGAUAGCGCCCCGCGCGGGCUGCGUUUGUGGGCGCUCCCGCGAUCGCGUGAUCGCGGUUAUGGCAGACACGGGAGUUCAUUAGCUGCACUGUGAUGAGUCGUCUUGCACCGCACAGGGCCAGCUGCCACCGGGGGUACCCUUGGGAUGUUUGAGAUGGCGCGUGAUGCAAGGCGCUUUGAGUUGCUGAGAGUUGCUCCUACCUCUCCCCUUCAAUCCCCCCUACACUUCCACUUGUACCCUCUAAUCUCACUCUACUCCCUCUACACUUCCACUUGUACCCUCUAAUCUCCCUCUACUCCCCCUACACUUCCACUUGUACCCUCUAAUCUCCCUCUACUCCCCCUAUACUUCCACUUGCACCCUCUAAUCUCACUCUACUCCCUCUACACUUCCACUUGCACCCUCGAAUCUCACUCUACUCCCCCUACACUUCCACUUGCACCCUCUAAUCUCCCUCUACUCCCUCUACACUUCCACUUGCACCCUCUAAUCUCCCUCUACUCCCCCUACACUUCCACUUGUACCCUCUAAUCUCCCUCUACUCCCCCUACACUUCCACUUGUACUCUCUAAUCUCACUCUACACGAACUCUCUCCGCUCCAGCCAUCACGGUUGUCUUGUCUUAAUUCGCCCAUUGGCAGGUCGCUCAUUCUCCUCUGCUGUCCACAAGGCCUUGAGUUGUCUUCCCCCAGCCAUCCGUGCUGUCAACUCCACCAAAGUCCGGAUCGAAUUCCCUCUUCUCCGUUCCUUGACCCCUGUCCAAAUGGGUGCGCCCACCGCUUGUGCAGAGCGCCUGAUAUACGGCUGCCUGCAGGCGCCGUGCAGUCAACCUCGGUGAAACCCCACUCGCUCUCCCUGUGCUGUUCGGAAUCACCCUCGGUGAGAUUCAACUCGCUGUCCUGCCGUAGCCGACGUGACGAGUCUGCGGAAUCGCCCUCAGUUUAAAGUUUUACUUUUCCGGGUGUUUUUAGUCUGAAGAGGAAACUUCAGCUUUGCCUCCGCCUGAGAGCGGCUGUGAUGUUUUUCCGGACUGUGUCGUGGUGUCACCUCAUGUUGUUUAUGUUCACAAGGGCACGCGUAGUUCUUCAUUCGAGUGACGUAACGCGCUUCAAAAUUGGGACUAAUUAAUCUCCAAACACGAGAUACAGAGGACGCCACCACCCUCCCGUUCACCAAUUACAAUAGAUUUGCUUACAAUGCAAAUGUAAGCCAUUAUUUCCAAUGCUUGCAAAUAAUAACUAGUCUAAUCACAUAUUCUUAGCUCUUUCGGUAAAGUCACGUUGAAGGGAAACAAUAAAAUAAUAAAAUAUAUAUAAAACAAUACAAAUUCUCACGACGUUUCGACCAUAACACAAACGGUCGUCAUCAGGUG
Molecule: messenger RNA, 9094 nt
Organism: Petromyzon marinus (sea lamprey)
Lineage: Eukaryota; Metazoa; Chordata; Hyperoartia; Petromyzontiformes; Petromyzontidae
Product: collagen alpha-1(XII) chain-like
Cellular component (GO): interstitial matrix
Molecular function (GO): protein binding
Source: RefSeq, a predicted model, not a curated record